AGAUAAUAGAUAAUAAAUAAUAGAUAAAUGUAUAUUGAAGAGCCUAAAAAGCUUAAAGAGCUUAAAGAGCCUAAAGACCCUAAAGACCCUGAAGAACCUGAAAAACCUGAAGACCGUCCACAGAAGGAUAAUUCAGGAAAAUGUUUAUUAGAAAGAGGAAUAAAAAGUGAAGAUCAAAGAACAAUAGAAAGGUUAUCUAAAGAAGUUUCUUUAGAUCCUCAAGAAAGGAUGUUUAAGGCUAGAAAACGUCCAUUUCAUGUUGAUAAAGAGUACAAUUGCUUAGAAAUAAUAAAAGAAGUAGAAUAUAUGGCACAAAGAUAAUAUGUUGCUGAUUGAAAUUGAGGAAACAUCUGAAAAGAUAUUAAAAGAUAUUAAGAAAGAUGAGGAACCUUUAAAUAAGCAAGAAGAGCCUUAUAAGAAAUAUAAAACACCUAGUAUUGUGAGAGAACAAACAGAUAUGGACCGUAGAUAUGAAAGAGAAAGAAUUCGUAUGAAUGAAGUAAAGAGAGAUAUUCAAAAUGAAAAUGUUAGUGAUGUUGUAAGACAAUAUUAUAAUGAGCGUCCUGAAGUAGGGAAGAAAAGGCGUGAAAGAUCCCCAAUUAUUGGUCUUAAGAAUUUUAAUAAUUGGGUUAAAUCAGCAUUAAUUAGAAAAUUUACAAAAGAGUUUCCUAAGGACAUAUAUUUAGUUGUUUUAGAUAUUGGAUGUGGAAAAGGAGGGGAUCUUUUGAAAUGGAGUAAAGCAGGAAUUGCAGGAUAUAUAGGUAUUGAUUCAGCAGAGGUAUCUAUUAUGCAAGCUCGGGAAAGAUUUAGAAAAAUGAAAAAUCUUAAUUUUGUAGCGAAAUUUUAUGUUUUAGAUUGUUAUAUGUAUUCUCUUGAGACAAUUCUUCCACCAGAUGAACGAAAAUUUGAUAUAGUGAGUAUGCAGUUUUGUAUGCAUUAUGCAUUUGAGACAGAGGAAAAAUGUCAUCAAAUGCUUUCUAAUGUAUCAAAAAGUCUUUUACGUGGUGGGAAAUUUAUUGGUACUAUACCUAAUAGUGAUUUUAUUAUUGAGAAGAUUAAAAAGUUAAAGAAUGGUGAAAAAGGCUGGAGGAAUUCAAUUUAUAGAGUUGAAUUUAUAAGUCCUUUGACUUGUGAAUUUCGUCCACCAUUUGGACAUCGUUAUAGUUUUUAUCUUGAAGAUGCAGUUACUGAUAUACCUGAAUAUGUUGUACCAUUUGAAGCUUUUAGAGCACUUGCAUUGGAUUAUGAUUUAGAAAUGCUUUAUUGUAAACGAUUUCAUGAUGUUUUUUUUGAAGAACAAAAGGAUUAUGAAAUAAAAAUGCUUCUUCAACGUAUGAAUUUAAUUAAUAAUCAAGGAAAAAGACUUAUUUCUGAUGACGAAUGGGAUACUGCUGGAUUCUAUCUUGCAUUUGCAUUUGAAAAAAGAGGUUUAUAAUAAUUAUUUUAACUGAAUAUUUUA
This is a messenger RNA of Pneumocystis carinii B80, 1459 nucleotides long. RefSeq lists its product as hypothetical. Gene Ontology annotation, cellular component: nucleus. The transcript is spliced from 3 exons. The record is from RefSeq and is a predicted model, not a curated record. Gene Ontology annotation, molecular function: mRNA 5'-cap (guanine-N7-)-methyltransferase activity. Bases 323 to 1435 code for a protein of 370 amino acids. Gene Ontology annotation, biological process: 7-methylguanosine mRNA capping. NCBI's taxonomy places the organism in Eukaryota, Fungi, Ascomycota, Pneumocystomycetes, Pneumocystales, Pneumocystaceae.